Paralichthys olivaceus (Japanese flounder) is the source of this 673-nucleotide messenger RNA. NCBI's taxonomy places the organism in Eukaryota, Metazoa, Chordata, Actinopteri, Pleuronectiformes, Paralichthyidae. The record is from RefSeq and is a predicted model, not a curated record.
GCAGCACAGUCACUUUCCAGGCCUCUGAUUGGCUCGUUAGCUGCUGUUUUGAUCACGUGACACAAAGAUGGCCGCCAGCGACAGGAGGGGGGAUGGUCAGGACAGUAUUCUGGAGCCGCUGUGUUUUCCAGAGCAGCACGUCGACGCCCUGCAGCGACCUAACCCAGAGCCGCUGCUGUGUCUGUUCUGCUCCGAGUCCACCCCCCUGCCGCAGAAGGACGUCCUCCUCAAACACCUGCUGCUGGAGCACAAGAUGGUCAUUAGUGACGUCAAACUCAUCGCGGACCUGCCGAAGUACUUGUUGUACUGGAAAGGCAGAUUCCUGGAGCAGCCGAUCACAGAUUUCUGCAGCGUCAUCAAAACAAACUCCACCGGUCCAGUUGAGAAACAAGAGAACUACUUCCUGCUGUGUGACGUUCUUCCAGAAGAUCGACUCCUCCGAGAGAAGCUCCAACAGAAACGACUGGAGGAGGUGCUGGAGCAGCAGCAGCAGGAGAGAGACGACAGCAGCUUCCAGCGUCUCUGCAUGUUCUGCAGCGACGAGUUCGCUGGAAACAGGUCGUCAAUCAACACAUCAACAAACCUCCCAAGUGUUGGAAUAUGAACCAGAAAUAAACAUUUUAACCAAAAUGAAAUAUUUUGGUUAUAUUUCAGGAUUUCAUCUGAAAAUCAG